UUGGAAUCGUUUGUGGGUUCAGCAGAGGUCUCUGUAGGACACUGGUGGAGCCAGGGUGCUCCAGAGGCAUUUAAAGACAUACACAGCUCAUCAGGAGUGGUGCUGGUAUUGGUGGUCAGUUUUCAUGAAUGUGAUGAAUGAGUGUGGAUAAAAUAGUGAAACAAACUAAAAUUUCUCGUAGGUAAUUAUGUACACUGUGGCUUAAAUUGUGUAAGGCACAGACUCCACCCUGUAGGGAAAGCUGUUGGAAAGCUGAACCCCAGUGUGUGCUGUUUGUUGGCAGUGAUACUCAAUUUGGCACAAUAAUGUGCUGCCCUUUGUAAGUGUCACAAAUUUCAGGCUCUCCAGGGAAGUGGUCAUGGCACCAAGCCUGUCAGAGUUCAGGGAGCAUCUGAAUGAUGCCCUGAGUCACAUGGUUUAGUUUUAGGUAGCCCUGAGAGGAGCAGGGAGUUGAACUCCAUGAGAGACAGACUCUGAAGCUGUUGCAGUGGCAGCAGAUGAGAACCUGUGUGGUGAUGUGUCAGUGGAAGAUGCAGCUCCAAGCCUGGACAAGUGUUGGUUCAUGGUGCUGUUGUGGGAAUAAACCCAUAAAACUGAGAAUUUCUUGUGUUAGAGUAGGAAAUGGGGGCUAGAAAAGGAAAGGAACAUGAAGCUUUAAAAAUACCAGUGUUUCUUGUGCUACUAAUAAGUAUUGGUGUGAACUUCCCCGUGUCCCAAAAAGAGAGAGAGAAUGGAAAAAAAGCAGGAAUGAAAUGAUGGGUGAGCUCUCAGUUGGAGGUGUGAGCCAGAACACUGUGGUUUGUGCACUGCUGGUGAGCCCUGAGGGCUGUGGUUGCACAGGGUGCUCACACCUCUGUCUGUGGGCCAGCAGAGGCAUGGGAGAGGUGGAUGGUUCCAUGGGCUGUGUUCAUAAUGCAGCAGCCAGAGGAUAAACGUUGCUUUUGUGGUUACUUCCAGGGCCUGGGGAAGAUGACAACCCUCACACGGCAGGACCUCAACUUUGGGCAAGUUGUUGCAGAUGUUCUUUCAGAGUUCCUGGAAGUGGCUGUUCACCUCAUCUUGUACGUCAGAGAAGUUUACCCCAUCGGGAUCUUUCAGAAGAGGAAAAAAUACAACGUACCUGUGCAGAUGUCCUGCCACCCGGAGCUGAACCAGUACAUCCAGGACACGCUGCACUGUGUAAAGCCACUGCUGGAGAAGAACGAUGUGGAGAAAGUUGUGGUUGUAAUCCUGGAUAAAGAGCACCACCCGGUGGAGAGAUUUGUCUUUGAGAUCACCCAGCCGCCUCUGCUUUCCAUUAGUUCUGAGUCCCUGCUGUCCCACGUGGAGCAGUUACUCCGUGCCUUCAUCCUGAAAAUCAGCGUGUGCGACGCUGUGCUGGACAACAACCCCCCAGGUUGCACCUUCACAGUUCUGGUUCACACACGGGAGGCUGCCACACGGAACAUGGAAAAGAUCCAGGUGAUAAAGGACUUCCCGUGGAUCCUCGCUGACGAGCAGGACGUGCACAUGCACGACCCCCGGCUCAUCCCCCUGAAAACCAUGACAUCUGACAUCUUAAAGAUGCAGCUCUACGUAGAGGAGCGAGCCCACAAAGGCACCUGAUUUCAACUCCCCCUUGCCUUCGAGCCUCACGUGAUCUUCCAGCGGAGUAAGAUCUGUCACAAACCAUACCUUGAGAACCAUCUCUUCAGCCAGCCUUCUGGUGAAUGUAGAGCAGCUGCUGCCUCUUUAUUUCAAGUGCUCUUACCACUGUAUAUAGAACUGACUUGGAAUGUGGAGCCAGAGCCUGUUCCCCUGUUCCCACGUGUGCGAGUGAGUACAGGUGUUGUUAUGGUGUGUCCCUGGGGAGUCAGUGCUUUGUACCAAUCCAACUCUCACCUGGAGGGGCAGCUCCCUUGCACAGGGGCAGGGAUGGACAGCAAGGAGCUGUUCCACGAGAGCAAUGGACUCGUGCUAAGGGGGAGUGAGGCCUUAUGUAGUGUCUGUCCACUGUGACUGUCCCAAGUAGUCUUCAAUAAACAUGAAGUUUUACCCCAGUUGAACUGGGCUGAGUCCUGUUCAAACCA
This is a messenger RNA of Myiozetetes cayanensis, 2069 nucleotides long. It is a transcript of the gene MAD2L2, whose product is annotated as mitotic arrest deficient 2 like 2. The record is from RefSeq and is a predicted model, not a curated record. The coding region runs from base 889 to 1605 and encodes 238 amino acids. Lineage: Eukaryota; Metazoa; Chordata; Aves; Passeriformes; Tyrannidae. The transcript has 8 exons. Gene Ontology annotation, cellular component: zeta DNA polymerase complex.